Messenger RNA from Argentina anserina (silverweed cinquefoil), 882 nucleotides. RefSeq names its product basic leucine zipper 8. Lineage: Eukaryota; Viridiplantae; Streptophyta; Magnoliopsida; Rosales; Rosaceae. Gene Ontology annotation, biological process: regulation of DNA-templated transcription. Gene Ontology annotation, molecular function: DNA-binding transcription factor activity. The record is from RefSeq and is a predicted model, not a curated record. The transcript has a single exon. The coding region runs from base 83 to 676 and encodes 197 amino acids.
UUUGCAUCAGUACAACAUAUCCUUCAAGUACUGAAUCGGAUUUAUAGCCUGCUAUAGCUCCUAGCUUUAAAAACUCAGAGCCAUGCUUUCCAGUGAGAUUUCAGGAUUCCACUACCUGACUACACCUGAAUACCAGAUUCCGAAUCCUGCAAAUUUUGGUAAUAUUAUCAUGCAGGAUAACGUACCUUCCUCCUUCCAAUUCAAUGGCGCAUCCCUCUUCAGCAACUUAUAUCACACACAAGUCCCUGCUCCGGGACAUGAUCAGUUGUUCGCUACUCCAGUGCAAUCCUCGAGUCUCAGCAACAACUCUAGUACCUCCGAUGAAGCUGAAGAACAAGUGCAGCAGCUGAGCAACAUCAUUGAUCAAAGGAAGCAGAGAAGAAUGAUAUCAAACAGAGAAUCAGCUCGCAGAUCACGGAUGCGGAAACAGAAGCACUUGGAUGAGCUCUGGUCACAGGUGCUUCGGCUCAGAACCGAAAACCAGAACCUGAUAAACAGGUUGAAUCAUUUGUCCGAGAGCCAUGACAGGGUUGUUGAGGAGAAUGCCAAGCUCAAGGAAGAAACUUCAGAUCUUCGUCAGAUGCUCACCGAGAUCCAGAUUAGCACCUUAACGUCGACAGAGCUGGAAGUAGAGUUGCCCUGCAGCACAACUUCAGGCACUGACUUGCUCCAUUGAGAUGAGAUCACUAAUAUCACUGUUCUAGCUAAGCUCUCCAUUAUAAUUAGCAGCUACGUACUUGCGUUCCUUUUGUUUAUUAUAUAAUUGCUAAUUGUCUGUUUUUCCUUUCAUCGCUUUAUUGUAUGGUAGAGUAAAAAACAAAAGCCGUGCAGGAACGCACUUAACAAGCGAUGAUACCAUGCAUCUUAUCUGCAGAACUUGGC